Molecule: messenger RNA, 2841 nt
Organism: Lodderomyces parapsilosis
Lineage: Eukaryota; Fungi; Ascomycota; Pichiomycetes; Serinales; Debaryomycetaceae
Exons: 2
Coding region: 1-2841 (946 amino acids)
Biological process (GO): regulation of transcription by RNA polymerase II
Molecular function (GO): zinc ion binding; DNA-binding transcription factor activity, RNA polymerase II-specific
Source: RefSeq, a predicted model, not a curated record
AUGAAUGUGUCCAGUAUACGGGGUAAAGAAAGAAAGAGUAGAAGAACUCACAAAAACUCUAGAGAUGGAUGCCCAAAUUGUAAACAAAAGAGAAUAAAAUGCUCAGAAGAACUACCCGCAUGCCAUAACUGCAUUAAAAAGAAUUAUCAUUGUGGAUACCUUGACUAUAGUGAAGACAAGUUGGAGAAAUUAAGGAAAAAGAAUCAAGACAAGCUGAAGUCGAUCACUAAAGGUCAAGAGGUAAAUAGUACCUCGGAACCUUUUCCCAACAAUGCACUGGCGAACAAUCUCGCCCAUUCCGAUGAUGGUAGUGCCAGUACCACCUCCCAAGGAGUUGGUCGUAACCAUAAUCAACCACUUCACCUGCUUCCACCACCAACUCAAGGGUUGAAUCUGCAAUUUGAGAACGCCAGAGGAACGGUUUUAUUUAUCAACGAUGGAUCAAGUGCAACUGGGCAUAAUCAUCACAUGGACGUUGACUCCAAGAACACAACUGGUUUCCCUAACCCCUACCAGAAUCAAGCAUCCCUUUUGAACCCACAUUCGUCAGAUAUUGUUAAUGGAAAUAACUUUGUAAUUACUCCACCAUUUGCCGGCCAACCAAUGUCGAUGGAUUCGUCUCCAUAUUCUGACUCCCCCAACAAUGUGGACGAAUUGUUUUCUAGUUACUUUCCGACUUUUGUUCCCAACCAAACAGUGAAUUCAAUAACGCCGCCAAAUAUCUUUGAAUACGCCGUAGAUAGCGAUUACGACUAUUUCAAUAACGCUCCACUUGGAAAUGAAGAUUUAAAUUUGGCAGUGUUUACAGAUUCGAUACGAAAGCUUUCCCAAUUCGGCCCCAAUGUAUUCAUGUCGACUGAAAAUGUAGGGCUAGGAAACCCCGAUUUGAGUCUAAUAAACCAAUCGGACCUAAAACGACAGUUGGCUGAAGUUGAUGCAGAAAAGACCAAAACGUUACUAUACCCAGAGACUGGGGCUAUGGGAGAAAAUGAGCAAUAUUUAUCGAUUUCACCUCAAAAUCAUGACCACGAUAGUUCUGAUUACGCAAAGUAUACCACUUCUGACCUGGAAAUUGAAGCGAAACAGGGUCCGGGUGAGUCCUUGCCAAACGCCAAAAUAUCUAACACUUCGUUCCAAGUGUUGAGACACCCGAAUCACAUUAAACUGUUGUUUACUCGAAAAGCCAUAAGUUUUCAGCCAGAUCCAAAUAUAUACACGUUGUCGUUGCAUCAACCUGAUUGGACGAGGAAAGAUAAUGAUAUUUUGUGGACAAUCACGCUAGGAGAGGCUUUGGUUUUGCAUCAUGCGUUCUUUUCAUUUUUUGUCGAUAGAGGGCUAUGCGUUAUCCUAAAAGUGUGCGACAAUUCGGUGAAAUCGAGUAGCAGUGUCUCUUGUUUUACACCUGAGAUACAGAAAAUUUUGACGAAAAAAUCCUACGCUUAUUUUGGUCGUAUCAUUAGAAACUUGAGAAUGUCUGUCAAUGAGGUCGAUGUGCAAACUACUACAAUUGGAUCAUGGUACGCUGGCUGGUCGCUGAUUCUCCACAAACGCGCAAAUGCGAAAGCCACAACGCUAUUUUACGGUGGUUCAGCAUCUCUUUUAUGGAAUUGUUUAAACAAUUGCAAACAUUUUGAUGACCUUGAUCCAAGACUAAGAUUCAUUUCCUACGCAGUCAGGAACCACACAUCUUGCGCCGUUAUCCCAGACUACAAGAUUGAUGUUAUUCAUGACAUGCGUGAAACAUCUAUAUUGUAUAAAAAAUUCGUGAAUUACAACACCAACUUGACAACUUCUAGCAAUGGAUAUAUAUUGAAAUACUAUUUGGACAUGGAAAAUUUUUUAAACUAUUUACUUGACGAUUUAUACCCCAGAUUUGUUUACAUCGACAACUUCUACAAAGAGAAAAAUGGCUUGAGUGGCAGCACCCUUGGUAUUCGAUAUUUCUCGCCAUCAUUGUUAUACGAGCUAAUAAAUAGAUGGCUCAGGAUUAUACCGAGUCACGCUCGGUCUAUUGGAAGAGAAAUGUCUCCACUCAAAAGAACAUUUUAUCUAUUCUAUAUUGCUGUUGGUAAAGCUUUGGCAAAUGUUUUUCCAAUCAUCCGAAGUGCAUUUUUGGUGGAUACUUGGGACACCUUGUAUCCUCAAAUUGAUUUCGAUUACCACCUAUUCAAGUAUUCAAGGGAAGAAGUAUCUGAUGAAUCUCAAUAUAAUUUUUUGUCAAAUUGUGCCUCGAAGUUGUUGCGAACUAUAAAGUUUUUUACUACUAGGCAACAAGUGAUUGCACACAUAUUGUCAACUGACUCGGUUCUUAAACCUGGAGAGAGCUUCAUUCAAGCGGUAGACCCUGUGCAUGAUGAAUCUCGAGAGUUGAUGAAAGAUAUAGCAUUCAUGGUUCCUGAGAAAAGAGAUUUUGGGGAAAUUAUGUUGAAUAGCUUCACUAUAAACACAAUCGUGAACAUCUACAACUAUCCGAAAUUGGUCAACUUCAGCAAGAACUUAUCCAAGGGGUCGAAGUCUAGAAAGAUUAUAGAGCGUGAGAAUCACAACCAGAAGGUGCGUAUUGCUGAAUACAGAGCAAAGUAUAAAAAUGCCAAAGCCGACGAAACCGCCAAAAAGGAGCAUCAAACAAAUGUAAACCAUGCCUAUGACUUUGAUUUCGAGAGGGGUAUGUUCUUAUUUGAUUACGCCGUGGAACCAAUAGUCGAACACCUUCUAAAAUAUUUAGACAAUCAAUCACCAAAGAAGGGCUUGACAAUUGAGGAGUUAAAAGGACAGAUUUUAAACUUUGAGUCGUCUCACAAAAACAUGUUUCGCAGCAUCGACAAUAAUGCGACAAAUUAG